Molecule: messenger RNA, 1016 nt
Organism: Gryllus bimaculatus (two-spotted cricket)
Lineage: Eukaryota; Metazoa; Arthropoda; Insecta; Orthoptera; Gryllidae
Source: the annotation of a GenBank genome assembly
CCAGCAGCCAGCGCAGCGGCGGGCGAGGGAGCGAGUGAGUGAGUGGGCGGUCGCCUCCGACGCGGGUAGCCAUGCUGCGGCCGGGGCCCCGCGCGCUGCUCCUGUCCUUUUUCUUGCAGAUCCUCGCCACAGGAACGUCACAAGUAACAUGUCCAACACGGCAUCUGAAUUAUGAAAAGGAAUUGAAGAAAUGUCUUCUUCAAGACUACGAAAGAACAUUGGAACAUGACAGCCAGAUGAAGAUCCAUGCAUGGACAAUCUGGGAGUGGACCGAUAAUAAUUUAAAAUGGAAUCCCGGCGACUUUGGAAAUGUGCGCUCUAUUAAGAUGUUGAGCGACGACAUCUGGCAACCUGAUAUUUCCCUCAUGACAACGGAUGACGCAAACAUGCAUUUCGGGCUGCCCUCCACGUACUGCCAGGUGAGCAACUUGGGCAAAGUGCUGUGCGCGCCUCCCACCACUUUGCUGGGUCACUGCGUGCCGGACAUCACGCGCUGGCCCUUCGACGAGCAGACGUGCUCCAUCGUCAUGGGCUCCUGGUCGCAGCUCGCCAGCACGCUCAACCUCACCAUCUCCGGCACAGGGAUCACUCUGAACAAGCUGCCCAACGGGCUGUGGGACCUGAAAUGGGCCUCGGCGCGUGUCGUGCUCACUCAGCACGGCAAGUCGGACUACUACCCGACCAUCGAAUACACCUUCGCUCUGCGGCGCCACUCGGCCGCCGACACCUCGACAGCCGUCGCCCCUGCUCUAGUGGCUGGCGACGACGACGCUGCUCACCCUGCUGCUGGAGCCCGGCUGCUCGGAGCGGCUCAUCAUGGGCAUCACCAACGUGCUGGCGCACGUGCUCUACCUGCAAUACACGAGCUGGCGCCUGCCGCCCAACGGGGACACCGUGCCUGCGAUUGUGGUGUUCUUCCGGGACUCGCUGGUGCUGCUGGGCGCGGCGCUGGUGCUGGGCGUGGCGACGCGCCGCCUGGUGCAGGCGCGCUCGCCGCCGCCCGACUGGCUGCGCUC